CACUCUCACGAUGCUAAUGCCAUGAUAAAUGUACAGGGAAUCAGUUGCGCGAGAAUCGCGUUGUGGUAACAUUCUUGUCAGAAGUUGAUUGGCAAAAGUUAUAGUAUACGUAAGAGUCCGGCGAAAAGGUUUCCUUCGUCAAGCCCAGACUACACUGUAGUGUAAUACACACGAAACACUGAUCCAGCAUCGAGAAGUGGUUUCCGUGAAACUUUGAAAAUACUGCGCUUACGGAAACGAGGAAGAAGAGAAACGGAAUUCCGUUUCCUAGUUCGCAGCUUCCCACUCGAUCUUCGUCGAACCUGAUCUUCGUGCAUCCGUAGCCGAAGGUGAACCAGUUAGGAGCAAUCGUGACUCUGGUACGUCCACGAUCCACGCUGAGAAAGGGACCUAAUCGAAGCGACCGGCUUAUAAGAGAGUCGACGGGCGAAUGGUUCAUUCAGUUCAGCCAACGCGAUCAAAGUCAAACGAGUUCCCCGCCGUCUAUCUGGCAUACCUCAUCUAACACGCGAAACGUGCUCCACGCUUUGCUGGAUUUUACGUGGUGGAAGUCUACUCCAGUGCGCGUUCUGCAAACAGUGAUAGUUUCGAAUCGAGAUACCAUUCACAUGGUGGAAUGUUGCUUUCUUGAAGUGAAUCACAAGGUAGCCUAAAGGUACCCUAAGAAAUUCGUUCAUUUCAAAUCGGAGGAUUUUUCUUGCCUGAAGAAAAAUAGCAAAAGGAGGGGGAGAUUCGAAUACGGGAUUCAACAAGUGGAUUCUACAAAAUUAUACUCGAUUGGUGCAGAUAUGUCGGUAUUAAGAUGAAUCACAAGAUAACUUAAAGCUACUCCACGAGAUUCAUUCGUUAAAAAUAGGAAGAUCAUACUUCUUCGAAUAAAAAAAGAAAAAAAAAUAGCAAAAGGAACAAGAGAUUGGAAUAAGGGGAGAAUUCUACAGAAUAAUUGCACAGAAUUGUACCGUGUUCGUGCAGGGUUAUCGUUAUUAUCCAUUAUCAUAUUUCCUAGGGGUGGUGUGCAGUAAAGCGUCCGAGAAACAUGCUAUGGUAGCACGACACCGAAAUCUGGAUAAGCCCCGGAUUGAACACACGGUAAUUAAGAGAAUGCUACUUUCGCUACCAUCGUUCGAGCUUCUGGUAUCACGUUGCGACCACACUGUGGUAACAUAAACGUACGAGUCGGGAUGAAUGGCUGGAAUAAAUGUGCACACAGAGUAUUCAGUUGAAAGUAAUUGUGAAUCGUCUGACCACCGUCUUGAAGAGAUUUAAUUCAUGAGCAACCAUUGGAAGGUAAGACUGGCUGUACUCGAGCAAUAAAUCGGAAGCGUUUUGCGUCUCUUAUCGGCUCAUGUUUGCGAUAAUUAAACACUAGGGAUUAUCUGAGAAAACACAAGUACCACGAGGACUUUCAAAUUUCGUGUACUACUUUGUUUCGUGUUCAAUUGAAAAGUAAGAUAUUAGAGAAUUCGUUAAAGUUAGAAGAAAAAGUGAAGAACACAGUGAUAUUAUUUCGUCGUAUAGGACGAUAGAGAUUAAUGUGAAAAUAAUGAGAUAUUUAACGUGAUAAGCAUCAUCCCAAUUAGUGGAUUAGUAAUAUUUACGGUUAAAAGGAAUUUCAUCUUGCGAAGUGAGAAACAAUCGAUCGACUAAAUCAGAGAGGAACGUCCCCGAAGGCUGUUUGCUGGAAGUUCAACAUUCGAAAAUGAAUGGUUGGCAUUCGUGCGUGAAACAGUGAAGCCGUGCGAUUUGUUUUCAAACGAGCCAACCGUUCAAAUUAAUAACGAUCCAGUGGGACAACGCUCGGUUAGCCACGAUUUCAUUAUCCAAUCUCUUGCGUUUACUUCCGAUAGUGACGUAUCAAAAAGACGUAGAACACGCAACGCAAGCGCCUCUUCUUAAAGAAGGAAGGGGUAGAGGGAGAUUUUCAUCGAAUUUAAUACGCGAGCGUUUAAAGCGUCGUUUUCAUUCGAGUGCAACCCGCGUGUGCUCGAUUUGCCCGUGGCAGACUUUUGACAAUUGAAGCUAAAAAAGACUCGAGCCUGAGAGUCGUUAGACGCAGCCCAUCUUAGUGAGACAAAUUCUGUCCGAAGAAACUGGGUUCGUUCAAGUGUAUAGUUAAAAGAUUGAAGGAUUUGAUUGCGAUUUUAAUAUGGCUGUGAUCAUCUUACGAUAAAGGAUCCGAAGAAAACUAGAAUUCGAGUGCUUUGGAUUUAGGAAGAAGUUAAUUCGGAAAUAUUGAAGUGAAACAAACUAAAAUAUAAGUAUAUAUACCGUAUCAAUUUUUAAUGUAGAUGUAGUUUCAUGGAAUAUAUCGUGCCACUUGCGAUCAACUCUAAACACAGAAGACUAAUGAAAUAUAGAAAGGACGUAUAAAAUUCAGAUAGGGUCGUUAAACCGUAAGAGUGGAGACACUGGCGAAGAGUUUGUCAGAACUAAUUGAGUUGACAUUUGGAAUUCGAUUAGACCUAUUUCAACAUGGCGCCACCAGAAAGCGGAGAACGCGAUUCCAUGCUGGGUUAUCAUCCCGUUGAUUCUGUGGAAAUGAACAUAGUCCAGGAUGUUUGUGAAGACAUAGAAAACAACAAUACUAACACAAAGUACAAUACUGUUGAUGAGAAAAAUGGCGUGAAACAGCAUGGUUCGAAUGCAAAGGGUGUCUUUGCACAGUUUUUGGUGUCGGGUGCAGUCGUUUUGCUGGCAGCCGGCGGGGGAAUGCCAAUUGGUUACAGUGCUAUACUCCUACCACAAUUGGCUGAAAACAAUGGCACAAUGCACGCCGAUCGCGAGCUUAGAUCCUGGAUAGCUUCGGUUCACAGUCUAGCAACACCUGUGGGAUCGCUACUGUCUGGUCCACUUCUAGAUGCGAUCGGUAGACGUGGUUCGUUACAGUUAGCGGCUGUACCACUAUGUGCUGGUUGGAUCGUUAUAGGUUUAUCCAGAAGCAUAACAACCCUUUUGAUAGGAAGAGUCACGUUGGGUCUGUCUGUUGGUCUAAUGGCUGUGCCAGCUCAGGUCCUCCUGGGCGAAAUGUCUGACCCAGGACUCCGUGGACUUCUAACGGGUGGCUCGCUCACAUUUUAUAGUCUCGGUAUCCUGCUGGUAUACGGCUUGGGUGCCUCGUUUACUUGGGAAGUGGUAGCCUUUUGCGGUACAGUACUUCCUACUCUGGCGCUGAUCGCGUUACUUCUGAUACCUGAAAGUCCUGCGUGGCUAGUGACGAAAAAGAAACGCGACAAGGCCAAAAGAGCUCUGCUGUGGUUGAGAGGCGGAGACAUGGAGCAGGUUAAUACCGAAAUAGCGAGUUUAGAGGCUCGAGCAAAAGUAGAUUCAGCGCGGAAAGUCAAGAACAUGUCGUUGUUGGAUCAUAUUUCUUCAGCGAUUUCCACGAUCCUCGAUCCGAGUAUUCUGAAACCCCUAACGAUAAUCAACAUCUUCAACAUUCUUCAACUAAUCAGUGGGACGUACAUUGUCGUUUUCUACGCAGUGGAUCUCGUCAAAGAUAUUGGCGGCGACACCAUAAACAGCUACUUAGCGGCCGUGAUUACAGCACUUACCAGACUCGUAUUCAGCUGUCUAGCGAGCGCCCUGUUGUUGAAAGUGGGCAGAAGAACCUUGGGGAUGUUAUCGGCCCUUGGAAGUGCUGCGGCGUCGUUAAUUAUCGCGGGAUACAUAAUAUUCAAGGAAAAAUCCCCUGGAAUUGAUAUUUACGUCGUUGGCAUCUGUCUACUGAUAUACGUGGGAACCAAUACUUUGGGGCUAAUGAUACUUCCACCUUUGAUGAUCGCCGAAUUACUUCCACAAAGAGCUCGCGGUAUCGGGGGUGGCUUCAACUUCUUCGUUUUCAAUUUGCUCGUUUUCAUAAUUACAAAAAUUUUCCCAAUGGUGAGCGAAGCUGUGGGCGUUUCUGGAAUUUUCGCAAUUUUUGGCGUUGCUGCACUUUUGGAAACCAUAUUUAUCUACGUUGUUUUACCCGAAACGAAGAACCGUACUCUUCAAGAAAUCGAAGAUUACUUUCAGCAAGAUAAUUUACUUUGGAUAACGCGGCCAAGAGAAAGGAGAAUAAACAACCCGUUUAUUAUAAAUGACGCUUAAAGCAGUACGUCGUAUGAACGCAAGAUUGUAUGUGUGUGUACAUGUGGUGAAAUGAAUGUUAUAUAAUUUUAUAAUACUUACGCAAUAUUUGCUUGUACCAUUCCAAUUUAAAUCUCGAUUAAUUAAUUUUAUUUUAAUUAAAUUGUAUAAAAAAACAUUGUAAAAAAGUUAUAAACUGCCAAAACACAAAAAUUAUAACGAUUAUUAUCAUGA
Molecule: messenger RNA, 4302 nt
Organism: Hylaeus volcanicus
Lineage: Eukaryota; Metazoa; Arthropoda; Insecta; Hymenoptera; Colletidae
Product: facilitated trehalose transporter Tret1-2 homolog
Exons: 11
Coding region: 2473-4089 (538 amino acids)
Biological process (GO): transmembrane transport
Cellular component (GO): membrane
Molecular function (GO): transmembrane transporter activity
Source: RefSeq, a predicted model, not a curated record